AUGAGUGAGCCAAUUACAGCUACGGAUGACAUGGGCAAAUCGUUACGCUUGGCCCGGCGGUACGCAAUGGAGUCUAACUACGACGUUGCAGUAGCUUUUUACACGGGGCUUGACAAGGACCUCGAGGCAUUCGUGCAGUGCUCCGGAAAUGCCCCGGGGCGGGCCAGAUGGGUAUUACUCCGGGAAAAGGUUGCAGAGGAGUGCUCGCUGGUGCGCUCCUUACAAGAAGAACUGAAGGCGCUUGUGAAUCCAGCAGAUGCGGCGCGGCUUGAACGAGUGCAAAGGGAGGCUGACAGCACUCAAUUGUCACAAAAGGCAUCGUCUUCAGGCGCACUUUCGGCACGUGAUGUUACCCCUGUGCGUGUGGCAGUCGCACAACCUGCUUGCCCCCCCGCAACGCGUGAAGGAGUGAAAUUUCUUUCUUCCCUCCCUCCGACGAUACCGCAGUCGUCAUUGGAUGGCCCUGGGGUAAGGAAUGAAUUGCUAUAUGGCGACAAGGAUCGCUUUGGCCCGGUUGAGGGGCCGACUGUGAGACAACAAAGAUUCAACGGUGGACAACGGGCACCUAUGCGCCAUAAUUUAUCGAAUGUGGCCUCUCGAACCAAGUCCGCAGGCAGCACGUCCAAUCCAUCCUCUCCUCAUCGCUUAACGGCCAGAGCGAGGGUGGCUACACGGCGCACCGGUAGACCAAAUGGGUGUGAGCGGAAGCCUCAGGGGCAACGGGUCUCAAUUCCACGCUUUCCUGCGCGGGCCGGGGAGGAGGAAUUGGUUUCUCUUAUUGAAUCGGAUAUGAAUGCUGGACCCAUGAAGGUGUCGUGGGACGAUAUAGCUGGUUUAGAGGAAGCGAAGGGUCUGCUAGAGGAGGCCGUUGUGUACCCUGUACUGAUGCCGGAAUAUUUUCAAGGGAUUCGUCGUCCAUGGAAAGGGGUUUUAUUGUAUGGGCCGCCGGGAACGGGAAAAACGAUGCUUGCCAAAGCCGUUGCAUCCGAGUGUAGUACAACAUUUUUUAAUAUUUCUCCAGCCACAUUAACGAGUAAGUGGCGUGGAGAUAGCGAGAAACUUGUUCGUGUUCUUUUUGAGAUGGCACGGCAUUAUGCCCCAAGUACCAUUUUUAUUGACGAAAUAGAAUCUCUAUGCGGCCAUCGUGGGGAUGGGGGUGAACACGAGGCCUCACGACGUGCAAAAGGAACUUUGCUGACGCAAAUGGAUGGUGUGGGGGUUGACACCGGGAAAAUAGUUAUGGUUUUGGGUGCCACCAAUCAUCCAUGGUCCAUUGAUGAGGCUAUGCGGCGGCGUCUUGAGAAGCGUAUAUACAUUCCUCUUCCAGACUUCAACGAUCGGGUGGAGUUGUUUCGCAUCAACAGCAAAUCACUCAAGCUGUCCCCAGACGUUGACUUUGAGCACCUGUCAAAGAAGCUUGAGGGCCGUCAUUACAGUUGCGCCGAUAUUACAAAUUUGGUGCGUGAUGCGGCCAUGAUGACAAUGCGACGUCUUAUGGAAGAGAUGGAUAAAUCCGAGCUCAAGCGACGGGCGGCGGAGAUAAGCAAAACUGUCGCCGACCAACCAACCACAAUGAAUGAUUUCUUAAGUGCGGUGAAGAAUGUUCCCAGCAGCAUUAACGUAGAACAAAUUCAGAAGUUUGAAGCAUGGAAAAAGGAAUUCGAAACAAAUCCGUAG
Molecule: messenger RNA, 1677 nt
Organism: Trypanosoma cruzi
Lineage: Eukaryota; Euglenozoa; Kinetoplastea; Trypanosomatida; Trypanosomatidae
Product: katanin, putative
Exons: 1
Coding region: 1-1677 (558 amino acids)
Biological process (GO): microtubule severing
Cellular component (GO): microtubule cytoskeleton
Molecular function (GO): microtubule binding; microtubule severing ATPase activity; ATP hydrolysis activity
Source: RefSeq, a predicted model, not a curated record